Quercus lobata is the source of this 1730-nucleotide messenger RNA. RefSeq names its product probable cinnamyl alcohol dehydrogenase 1. The coding region runs from base 295 to 1362 and encodes 355 amino acids. NCBI's taxonomy places the organism in Eukaryota, Viridiplantae, Streptophyta, Magnoliopsida, Fagales, Fagaceae. Gene Ontology annotation, molecular function: oxidoreductase activity, acting on the CH-OH group of donors, NAD or NADP as acceptor; zinc ion binding. The transcript is spliced from 7 exons. The record is from RefSeq and is a predicted model, not a curated record.
UCGGGUGUAAUGUAAAGAGCCGUGGUAAGUAUCAUCAUCGUGACUACCUAUAAAUACGAGACUUAACGCAGCACCUUUGUUUUCAUCCAAUCACUUAUUGUCUUUACUUGGAUUUGAUUAGAUUGGAUUGGUCUUUUAUAGUAUAGUAUCUCUCUUUCUGUCACUCUCUCACACUCACUCUCUCCAUAAUCCAUAUUCUUGUUCUCACGUUUGUGUCAUCAACCAACAUCCUCCCUCCUAACUGGUAACCCAGCACAAAUCUGAUCUCUCUCUGCCUCUGCCUCUGGGUCCAAGAUGAGCUCCUUGGCUGCAAAAGAUGAUUGCCUUGCAUGGGCAGCAAGAGACCCAUCUGGAGUUUUAUCACCUUACAACUUCAGCCGCAGGGCUGUUGGCAGUGAUGAUGUUUCAUUAAAAAUUACACACUGUGGAAUUUGUUAUGCUGAUUUAAUUUGGACCAGGAAUUUUCAUGGGGAUUCAAAGUAUCCUGUAGUGCCUGGACAUGAGAUAGCAGGAAUCGUGAAAGAGGUUGGUUCCAAUGUUCACCGCUUCAAAGUUGGUGACCAUGUUGGAGUGGGUACCUAUGUCAACUCAUGUAGAAGUUGUGAGUAUUGUAAUGAUGGACAAGAAGUUCAUUGUGUAAAAGGAUCAGUUUACACCUUUAAUGCUGUGGACGUGGAUGGUAGCAUUACCAAAGGAGGAUAUUCCAGUUACAUUGUAGUCCAUGAAAGGUACUGCUUCAGGAUACCUGAAAACUAUCCAUUGGCUUCAGCAGCUCCUUUGCUUUGUGCUGGAAUUACUGUGUACUCUCCCAUGGUGUGUCACAAAAUGAACCAACCUGGUAAAUCUCUAGGAGUGAUUGGGCUUGGAGGUCUUGGUCACAUGGCAGUGAAGUUUGGAAAGGCUUUUGGGUUGAACGUAACAAUUUUCAGCACUAGCGUAUCCAAGAAAGAGGAAGCCCUGAGUUUGCUUGGUGCAAACAGAUUUGUAGUCUCAUCUGACCAAGAGCAAAUGAAGGCCCUGGCUAAGUCAUUUGACUUUAUAAUUGACACAGCAUCUGGUGAUCACCCAUUUGAUCCCUACAUGUCACUGUUGAAGACUGCUGGUGUUCUAGUCUUGGUGGGGUUCCCAAGUGAAGUCAAAUUCAGCCCUGGAAGCCUUAAUAUAGGUAAUAAAACCAUUUCUGGUAGCGUAACAGGUGGUACAAAGGUUACUCAAGAAAUGAUAGACUUCUGUGCUGCUCACAAAAUUUACCCAAACAUAGAAGUAAUUCCAAUUCAGUAUGCAAAUGAAGCUCUUGAGAGACUAAUAAAGAAAGAUGUGAAGUACCGUUUUGUGAUUGAUAUUGAGAACUCCUUGAAAUGACACUGCUAAAGAAACCAGGAAUUCCUCCUCUCAAAAGCAUACAGUGAUUGGCAAUUGUUCUUUUUUGGAUGGUGGGCAUUUAAUUCUAUUAACAAGCAUUUGGUGUUGCUCUUCUGCAUCAUACAAUAGCCUGAAAUAAGGGAAUAGGUCUUUGAGUGGUUUUGUGAGAAAUGGCUUUAUAAAUACUUUUGUAUCAUUUUCUUAGGUCUUUGAAUGGUGUUGUGAGAAAUGAAUUAGUAAAAGUUCGAAGUAUGGACUUUUAAACUGUUGUGUUUUUGUGUCCUCGUCUUGUGGCUGCGCAGCAGGCUCUACUUGUAGGGAAUAUGUCAUUUUGUUUGGGAGUUCUUUAUUUUAUUUUGUUUCCCGGA